Molecule: messenger RNA, 2302 nt
Organism: Octopus sinensis (East Asian common octopus)
Lineage: Eukaryota; Metazoa; Mollusca; Cephalopoda; Octopoda; Octopodidae
Exons: 4
Coding region: 511-1869 (452 amino acids)
Source: RefSeq, a predicted model, not a curated record
GGAAAUUAACGAAUGACCAGUGACAUGCGAGACCAAAAACGAAUGAUUGCCACACUUUUAAUAUCAUUUAUUGAAUGAGAUUUCAGUUAAAGGGAAGAUUCGAUUCAAAAUUAGGAAAGCCGCCACCAGUGGCGAGGCUACUGCAGUUAACGAGAAUAAAAUCUAAGUUUAUUCGGUGGCAAUUAGUCACAUCUUAAACAGUCAGCCAGUACCCUUCAUCUUCUAAUUGGCCUUUGCUAGUCUGUGCUGCUGCUGCUGUGAAUGUUGUUGUUGUUGGUGGUGGUGGUAGAAGAGGCAGUCUUCUUACCACGUCAAUACAACAGUAACGUUGGCAUUCUGUGAAAAAAAAAAAACAAUUGACAACGUGCUUGAUUUCAUUUAACAUCAUAUACUGACUAUUGUUAAUUCUUACACUGUCCACCAACUUUAACUCUUAUAUAUUUUCUUUGCAAAUUCUUUAAAUGAUUUCACGUUGAAUUCUUACACAUUACGCAGGGCUACCAGUAAUUCAUGUACCACAUUCCACUUUUUAUUUCUCCUUUUGAUCUUAAAGCUGUGAUUGCUGUAUCUUCAAAUGGCUUGCAGUGUUUCGGUAUCGGUCUGGACAAACCAUCCAUAUGCCCUAGUUUUUUUUAUGAUACCCUUUUAGCAUGUUCUACAUGUUCAUUUGGUUUGCUUUUUAUUAGGAUAUCCUCUAAAGAAACAAUAGCAAAAUCACAGUCACCCAGCAUUGUAACCAUUACUUGCGGAAAUAUGGAAGGAGCCACUUUUACACUAAAGGGAAGCCACUUAAAUUUAAAUAAGCCAGAGUGUGUAUUAAUGGCCAAUAAGUGGAGACUGCCGCACAGUAUGAAAAGACUUCGAAUAUCUGUGAGGUCGCUCAUAGUGUUUGUUUUGGUUGUGUUUGUUUUCUUUUUGUGGUUCACCGUUGACCCACAUGUGACCCACAGCCAUAAGCGCCUUAAUGCAUCAGCAGCUGAAGUUGACCUUCGUCUUAUUGUAAUCGUCUACGACAGAGCGGAAUCUCUGAAGAAGUGUCUGGAUUCUUUAAACCAUGUGGAUUAUUUAAGUGACACCGUACACAUCGAUGUUUGGAUCGACCGGUCGGUAAGUGGGGGAAUAGAUGAUUUGACUUACGUAGCUGCUCAGAGUUUUAUCUUUGACCAUGGCACUUAUGAAGUCCACGCUCACACCAAACAUGUAGGUAUAUAUGGUCAAUGGAUUGAUACUUGGCAUCCGAGGAAGGACUCGGAAGAAAUUGCUGUCAUCAUUGAAGAUGAUGUCAAUAUGUCACCAUUUUUCUAUCGGUAUCUGAAAGCUGCACAUAAAAAAUAUAAAAAUUAUGGCAGUAUAAAUGGAUUUGCUCUUCAGGGUAUAAGUAUAAAGCAUGGCGGUGGGACUGGAUAUUUAAGUGCUCCACAUGGCAAUUUAGUAUUUCUUUAUCCAAUCCUUGGCACCUGGGCAUUUUCUCCAAAAGUGAACAAUUGGCGUGCUUUUGUAGAAUGGUUUCACACUAACUCACCCAAUCCGAAAUUUAUUCCAAGAGUGCCAAAUAUUUUACCAACAAAAUGGUAUCAAAGGGGUAUGAAUAGGGGUGGGAAUAUAAACCCCAAAGUAUGGUCAAUGUGGCACAUUUAUUAUGCAUAUCUUAACAAAGAAGUGACGUUGUACAAAAACUCGCCAGACAAGAAAUCAUUUUCAAUCAAUCGAAAGGAGAAAGGACUUCAUUAUGGCACCAGUGAUAAAUCCUUAGAUCCUAUAAUUACCACAUGGAAUAAUUCCUAUAUCAAUUUUCCGGACAAACCUAUUAUUUUGAACAUCAGAGGAAAAGUAGCACAAAAUGUACAAUUAGCAUGGAAGCCCAAUUAAAGAGGUAGAUAAAACAACACAAACACAUAUUACUGGUAUUUUUAAAGUUUAAAAAUGGAAAAGAAAACAAGACAAAAACACAGAACAAACAAAAUAUAAACAAGAAACUGCUGUUCCAGGAAUCCUGCGUACUCCAAUAUUUUCUUUUUUAAAUUAACGAAUAUUUAAAAUAUUUUCAAAGUAUGGAUGAAGUGAGGACCCAAAUAUUGUUUCAUAAUUUUUGUGUGAAGAAGAAAGAAUUCCAUAACACUAUCUUCAUCUCUUUGAAAAAUUACUUAAUGGAAAAAUUCUUUCAGUAUAUUUUUUCACUGUAGGAACAAUCUAGAUGUUUCUGAUUUUAUUUUUUGAUAUUUUAACUGUUCACAUUAUGAAAUUUUAAUAAUUUUUUUCUUCACUUUUUUUUUGUAUGUGAUAUUUCUUUUGUUUUUGUUUU